AUGUCGAGAACGAGUUUCCAGAAAGAUGAUAACCUUACGAAGGCUAUACGAGCUGCAAAUGAAACUCUGGCAAAAAUCGAGCAACAGGAAAGAAGUUUUUACAAAGCAUACGGAAGACAUGAAAGUGAUUUCUUGAACGACUUUAUUUCUGUCAGCAAACAACGCGAAGAAAUUGUAUCAAAACAGUUCAUGAAGCGAUUCGAUCAAUUAAUUUCCGAUGUAAAUGUGCAGCUGACGAUGCUAGAAGCUAAAUCACAUGCUAUACCGGAAAAUCAUUCAAGUCAAACAAACGUUGUGAGCGCAACUGAUUUAUCAUCAAUAGCACAGGGUGAUUCAAAUCAAUUUGAACAAAUUGACACGGAACUGAUGCAAUUGGAAUUGCGCUUUGCAAACAUUGAAAUGCAUAUAAAAGAAGAUGCAGAAGCGGAAGAAAUUGGCAUUGAGUUUCCAAUAACUGAUAUCAUCGACUACGUGACAGCAAUUAAAAUAGCAAUGUGCAAGCAACAUUUGUUAGCCAAUCAAUUUCAUCAAAUUGUUCUAAAUGAUGAGAAAUUUGAGGAAGAAGCCAAAUUCUUGACGAAAGAUUUUGCUGUUUGGACCAAAGAAGAACAUGAAGAACUAUUGAGGAGAAUGGCUCAAUUAGAAGAAUCAUUAAAUAAGCUUCAACAAUUUCCUUUAGUUUACGGCGAUGAAUUUAGUAAGUAUUAUCCAUUAAUGGAUGAUUUGGUCCUGUUGAAACGUCUUAUUUCACAAUUUUUGGAUAAAUAUAAGUCCAACAGCAAGAUUAUCGUCAUCAAUUUCAUUAUCACAGCGUAA
Cercopithifilaria johnstoni is the source of this 816-nucleotide messenger RNA. The record is from the annotation of a GenBank genome assembly. NCBI's taxonomy places the organism in Eukaryota, Metazoa, Nematoda, Chromadorea, Rhabditida, Onchocercidae.